GCCUGUCCCACCCGGAGCCCAUGGCAGAGGGGAAGACCUUCCGCUACGGGUUCAUCAUCCUGGGCUUCUUCCUGGUGAUGCUGGGCAUGUUCAUCAUGAGCGUGGAAAAGCCCCAGUACUACAUCACCUUCUGUGUCCUGGGAGUGCUGCUCGUAGCCGUGGGCAUCACGUGGAGCAUGUGCCAGUGCUACCCAAAGAUAACUUUCGUCCCUGCGGACCUCGAGGCCGAGCGGUUCCUGGACCACAAACCCACGGUGCUGCCACAGAAGGACACCGGCUUGAUUUCCCCCUGCCCCAGCCAAGAGGCCAGCAGCAGCUACGAGAAGAGCCUGCCAUCCUAUGAGCAGAUCCAGAGGCAGGGGAGCUCGGCCCCAGCGCCGGGCACGGCCCAGCCCAGGUCCCGCAGCUGCUCCCAGCCAGCCCUGCAGGCCAAGGCAGAGAUCCACCGGGAGCUGGGGGCUGGGGACCCCCUCCAGGACCUGGCACCCUGCCUGGAAACAGCGGCAGGCAGCUGCGCCGCCCGGCCAGCCCCGGGGGAUGCCCCGCUGGCAUCCCUGCUGGACGAGAUGGACACGCCGUCGCUGGAGGGCUCCGUGCCCGGCAGCCCCGCGCCGCAGAGCCGGACCCUGCCCCGCUCCGGCCGCCCCCCGAGCAGCUCCCCCGGGGGAGAGCAGCCCCGAGCCCCCUGGGAAGGCGCCGGGAAGGAGGAUGAGCUCUACUACGGGCUCCAGGAGGAGCCGGGUGCUCUGCUCAAGGAGAGCGAUGGCCUCUCCGAGCCUGAAAACUGAUUUUCUGGAAAAAAAAAGCGGCCGCUUGGCAUGGACUCGCCUCAUGGAGGGGACACACAGGGCACAGCCUGGAGGAAAGGGGGUUGUCCCCAAAUUGCCGUGGCGCCAGGGUCCUGCCUGUCCCUGUGCCGUGCUGCAG
This is a messenger RNA of Passer domesticus (house sparrow), 927 nucleotides long. RefSeq names its product barttin CLCNK type accessory subunit beta (gene BSND). The transcript has 4 exons. Gene Ontology annotation, cellular component: basolateral plasma membrane; plasma membrane. Lineage: Eukaryota; Metazoa; Chordata; Aves; Passeriformes; Passeridae. The coding region runs from base 21 to 788 and encodes 255 amino acids. Gene Ontology annotation, molecular function: chloride channel regulator activity. Gene Ontology annotation, biological process: chloride transport. The record is from RefSeq and is a predicted model, not a curated record.